AUGCAACUGGACGGAUGCAAGCGGGACUACAGUGUCUCCGGUGCGAUUCAGGGCACUCGAGAGGAGUGCCUCAACGCCGAUGUGGCCUGCCCUUGUGGGCAGAACGCCAUGACUUGCGGUGCCGGUCAGGAAUCCUACUGCCUUCCACGUCUCGGGCUCAGCCGUUGUCCCCUGGUCUGCCCAGACGGCGAAGAGCCUUGCUACCGACCGAGUUUUGAUGCUCAGGGGAAUCGCCUACCCGCAGAAGAGACCUGUGUGCCAAUCGCGACCGGGUGCGGCUGCGGACAGGGCUCCUUCCCGUGCAGCACUGGCCAGGGCGAACCGGAAUGCCUACCAGUGGGAGGCUACUGUCCGGCCUGCGCACCCGGUGAAAUCGAGUGCCCGAUAGUGCAAAACUUCUUCCCGGACGGCAUGGAAGAUCGCAUGGUGCCUCCCAGCAGGCAGUGUGCCGCAAGCCUGCUCGACUGCCCCUGUGGGCGCGGGGCGACGAUGUGCGCAGCCCUCAACCGCUGCAUCUUCAAGGGUGCGGCCUGCUGUGCGGUUGACGAGAAGACUUGUGUCGUCGUGGACUACACUCCCGACGGGAAUUUCACAGGCUCUCGAGAAAUCUGCUGGGCAUCAACCGCACCGUGUCCCUGUGGCGCAAACACGCAGCGAUGCCCCGGAGCAGAGCUUUGCCUCCCUGCGUUGCAAAAGGCCGCCGUGUGCCCCUGCGAGCAGUGGCAGAAAGCCUGCGAGAUCACAGAUUACAGCACGGCAGGUGUGCCAGAGAUGACCUGGAAGGUUUGUGUGGGCAGGGAAGCGCCUUGUCCGUGCGGCCAGAAUUCGCUGCGCUGCCCAGACCCACUGGAUGCGAAUGGCACGCUGUGCGUGGCAAAGGUCAUCAGUGGCAUUGCAAGCUCAUGUCCGACGCCAUGCUCCCAAGAAGAGUUGGCUCGAGGCAGCCAGACCUGCGUGCAGCUCGACAUCCUCAGUGAGACGGUGUACAUCCAGAGAACGAGUUGCUUGCCGUUCGGCCUUUGCGAUGCCGGCACGCCAAUGAAGACCUGUCCCUCUGGCGCCGCUAUACCUGUCUGGCAGCCCUGCGAGCUGGGGCGUUCUUCUAGAGGCAACACCAGCCUUGAGGCGCUUGAGGUUGCAACGGCGAUCAUACCGAUGGACCGGUUGCAGACGGGCGCGACGGAGUCUUUAGCCGCGGUGGGACUUCAACUCCAAUUCCUGCUCGAAAUCCCACGCGAGAUGACAACGGCCAUCAGUUUGACAGGCAAGAUCCUGUCGUUUGCAGUCACCGGCCCGGAUCGAUCAGGACAGCUUGGCAGUGCCGAGAGGCGUUUACAGGGCAAUGCAGGCACCUGGGAGGAUCCCAGCGACCUCAUCUUGCGCCUGAGGGACAAGGCAGCUCGCGGAAGCCCGUCGUUGUGGCAAGUUCUGGAACCUGUUGGUGUACCGCUCGCAUUUGCCAGCAUUGACACGCAACAUGUCCUGCUGCUGCCCGAGGAAGUGGAAGUGGACGACCAGGAGGCAGAUGCCGAAAGCGAGAGCCAGGACAAGGCAGAUGUCGCUGUCGUUGUGGUCAUAACCUCGUUGUCCAUUUGCCUCCUGGUAUCCUUCUGCUUCUUGGUAUGGUGUUUGUGCAAGCGCAAGCAGCGUGUCGUGCCUGAAUCCGAGGAUGCAAAAGCCCAGGCGAGCAGUAUCCCAGAUGGCUCCGACUCUCGCCUGGCUAUGAUCUCCGCGAGAUUUAAUGGUGGGACAGUGGAGAUGCAGAUGCGAAGUGUGCAGAAGAUCCUGGCCGAGCGCAACUACAGAGUUCUUAUUGUCCAGGCAGGUGCGGGCGAUGACUUUGGUGAUGCGACGUUGAAGUAUUUGCACCAAAUUAAAGAAGAAAAUGGAGUCAUCCUCGCUGUCUGCACCCGGGACUAUGCGGAGGUUACAUCAUCACAAUACUCCUCGCACAAAGAGCUCCGCUACGCGCUGGACAACGACAUCGAAGUGGUCCCUUUGCGUGUAGAGGACACGUACCCUCCAAAGCCGCCCUUCGGUGAGCAUCAUCCUCAUGAUCAAAAGGGGUUGGGCCAGGCCCUUGUCCAGAUGAAGCUUCCACCAUCGCUUGUCUAUCUAGACUGCAGAGAAAAGACCUCAAUACAGAUCGCCAGUGAUGUCGCUGGUAGACUGAGCAGCGAGAAGGCUCUGGUGAAGAUGCGCUCCACGACAAGCCGGCCUCGACAAGCAGAGGGCGUGGAUCAUCCGCCGAUCGCGAUCUUCGUGCAUGAAACAUCCGAGGAGACAAUCCCACAGGUCAGCAGCAUCCCAGAUGGCGUUGGCUCUCGCCUUGCCAUGUUAUCGGCAAGGUUCGACCGUGGACCGCUGAUGAUGCAGAUGCGGGCCGUGAAGGAGCUCUUGACCUUGCGCAACUACGAGGUAUUGAUGGUGGACACAGAUGCGGGAGCUGAUGUCGCGGAGACCAUGAUGGCCUGCCUAGGCAGGAUUCAAAGGGAAAGCGGCAUCAUCCUGGCAGUUUGCACCUGGAACUAUGCCGAAGUGAGCGCAUCACACUUUUCUUCUUACAGGGAGCUUCGUUUCGCACUGGACAACUCCAUCGAAGUGCUGCCAUUGCGGGUAGAGCAGACCUACCCGCCAGAGCCACCCUGGGGUGGAGAUCACCCUUACGAUCAAGACGGGUUGGGCCAGACCCUUGUCCAGAUAAAGCUCCCACCAUCGGUUGUCCCUCUGGACUGCCGGGGCAAGACAGCAUUGCAGAUCGCUAGUGCUAUCGCUGAGAGACUGAGCAGCGAGAAGGCCCUGCAGAAGCAGCACUCCGGGCUAUCGAAGGCCGGCAGCUCACUUCUUCGAGAUGCCGGGUAUCCGUCGGAAUCAAUGGCUCCAAGGUCUUUCACAUCCUCGCCGCCUUUGAGUUGA
Messenger RNA from Symbiodinium sp. CCMP2592, 2916 nucleotides. Lineage: Eukaryota; Dinophyceae; Suessiales; Symbiodiniaceae. The record is from the annotation of a GenBank genome assembly.